AUGGCGGACAAGGCCAACAAGCUGGACCCAUGUGAUGAAACCCUCUAUGCAUCAUGUGAUGUAAACCCUCAAGAUGGAACUUCAAAUGACACCGACAUAGUGACAACAGAUGCUGGCUGUUUGACAGAGGUGUGUAAUCUUGCCAACCUCCCAGAGGUCGAGAUCCUCAGCUUAAUCGAGGAGCAGAUUCCCAAAUAUCGCCUGAGGGCGGACUCCAUCACCAGCUUCUGUGGCUACGAGAAUCAGGACUGGAUCCAAACCCCGCUCAUCCCCAUCGACGAAGACCUUGAGUUGUCCAAUGACCAAAUUCAGGAAACUCUCAAGUACUUUGUGCUAUGUUCGGAUCGUGUGACCCAGAUGACUAAAACGUACAAUGAUAUAGAAGCCGUGAACAGACUACUGGAGGAGAAAGAGAGAGAUUUGGAAUUAGCUGCUAAAAUUGGACAAACCUUACUAACAAAAAACCAGGAACUCUCAGAAAAAAAUGACGUUUUGGAGGAGCACUUAUCUCUUCUUAAUGAAAAGGUAAAUCAGAUCAAGCAUGAGUUAACCCUAAAGAAUGGUCUACUACAGGCGUUUUCAGACACCGUCGAUUCGUCUCCCAGCGAUGAAUCCGCAAGUGGCAGCAUUGACGGUUUACAACAGAUAGGGGGAGGUGUUCUACAGAAAAAAGUCAAAGAUCUCGAGGAAGAAAAUCUCAAACUCAGAUUAGAGACUGAGCAGCUGUCCUCAGAAACCUCUAGAUAUGAAGAAAAGGAACAGAGACUAGUGGAUGAUUGUGUUGUACAGCUCAAUGCCAGGAAGAAGGAGUUGGACCUGCUGGGUGAAGAACUUCUACGGAGGUCUGAAGAAUGCAGUGGUCAGAAGGAGGAGAUCACGAGCCUGCUGGCCCAAGUUGUGGAUCUCCAGAAACGCAUCAAAAUCGUGACACUGGAGAAUAUGGAAUAUCAGAAGCACCUGGAAGCUUCACAAACUGCUCAGAGGGAACUCACUGCUGAGCUUGCAUCUCUGAAAGACAAGCAUGAUGAGCUGCAUGUUUUGUAUGAGGAGGCACAGGAAGAAAUCCGAGAACUCCGUCGUAAACAGAAGCCAGGAGCAGUGAGGCACAACUACAUGUCAGCAUCCGUACUCAGUCUUCCAUCAGACUCGCUCGCUUCAGAACUCGAGAGCUCGCUGCGUAGUGAGUGUGACUAUCCUCCAGGAUACUCACCCGCGGAGAGAAAAGUACACAACUGGAAGAUCUUCGAGACUGCAAAGGCUGCCCUGAAGGUGGGAAGUUGCCGAAACUCCCUGGGUGGGUCCAGAAGUUCUCUGGCUCCCUCUGCUAACCAAAGUAUGAUGAAUCUAGGUCACAGUCCCCAGGGACCCAGUAGUCUGGACGUGAGUCGUAACGACAGUGGGGGGGAGUCCGCCUCCGUCUCCACCAGGAGCUCAAUGUACUUUGCUGAUUUAGAAGGAAGCGAUGCUCCGUCCGAUCUUGCCGGCUUUAACAGUCUCUACAGAGCUGAGAAAUGUCAAUACGGCAAACCAGGAAUUCCCGGAUCAAAUGACCUGGAGACAGCACUACGUAAACUGUCGCUACGAAGAGCUAACGAGCUGAAUGAGAAGGACUUCCGGGAGGAUGAGGAGAAAAGACACCGGGAAAGAAAUAGGACUGAGAGCGAGAUAUCUGCUGACACGCCUGGUAUCUGCCGCACUCCCGACAGUACACUGUCUACAGGAAGUGGAUUGUCUCAGUUCUCAAUGACAGGAAGUAAUAAUCCGUACUACCGCCUCCCACAGAAACUUCGAAUCAUCAAACCGUUGGAGGGUUCUGUGACAUUGAGGCAGUGGCAGCAGUUGGCCACACCUAAGAUAGACAGUCUGUUUGAAUCCCGACCAGGAGUGGCCACUAAAGGGGAGAGAAAGCUGGACGUCGAGGUGGAGACUUACAACAUCAGUGACUUUGAGGAGGAUGAUGACUACCAGGAGUGUCCCAGUAAGCGAUAUGAAGAGAGCUCCACCAUCAACACAGUCACAGACUCCAAAGUCAGGCACCCAGCGGACUACAGCAGUGAUGAAGAUGAGACUUUAUCUGAAUGUGAAAAUAAAGAUACUACGACGAGAUCCUUCACCCCGAGAAUGGCCACGGGUCAUCAAGGAGACAAUGCCACCAGUACCUUCAGUGUAUCGCUUGGACUGGCAUCCAUUUUAAACGAGCGAGAUCUGUUUCCACCCGCAAAUAAGAAUCAGAAUUCAAAGUUAGAGCCGGCAGCAAAUCCGGAGCGAGUUGAUAGCAUUACGUCUGAUUCCCAUUUUGAAUUUACCAAAAUCACAUCGUCUUCCACUAACACUACAAAGUCUGAAUGCAACUUGUCGGAGUCAACAGUUUUACCCCGUCCCGACACUGCUUCACCGCAACUAAGUUUACCCCAUUCCUUUGGGUCUGUUAAUACCCCUUCUACAUCACAAAGAGGGUUACCAUUUGAUCAUCUUAAUCAGGGGACACAUGUUUUAAUGGACACCCUGAAACAUACGGGUUACUCAAUCAUAAACUCUAGGUAUCUUGGGGGAUUUUUGGGGUCGCAGAGAAUGGAAGAGACAGCUUCUGCCCCAUGUGAUCAGGGAACUGAGUCAUCAACAGCAGAUGUAACUCAUGUGACUGCGGGAAGCAUCAAGAAGACCGAGGUGUCAAAAAUUAACUCGUUGAUAGGGCACGCCCUUCCAGGGGGUGUGUCCGGGGCAUUGUCACAGCUUCGACAAAGUGGAAUCUUCUGAGACAGAGCAAGGUGUUGUGUAGGAUGGAGAAGGUGAUACAGGUGUGAUACAGGUGCGAGACAUUGACUCUGGUGAAGGUUAUCUGUAGUGUGUGCCUUAUCAUAUAGCAUUCAAUAUGUGAUCACGAGCAUUAGAUCUUUGUACAAUCAUGAUUUACGUGGCGGUUUUUUUAUUAUUUUUUUUUUGCAUUAGCUCUUUGCAUUAGCUUUUAAGUUAUGGUAAUUUGUUGGAAAAUUGUUAAUGUGGCAUCUAUUGAGAGGAAAAAACCCAUACUGUAUCCUAUCUUCAUAAUGACACCAUUUUUGUACAUAGAUAAUCAAGUUUUGUAGUUCAUAAUAGGUUACCAAACCUUGCCAAGGUCAGUAAGCUGGGCUGAUUGAUUUCACUAGUCAUGAUAUGAUGGCAUUUACAGGAAUCGUUCAAUCGUACCAUGCCCUUAUUUAUUUGCUACAUGGUCGCCUGCUCUCCCAUUGACUAAUAAUAAUAAUUCUUCUGUAAAGUACUUAAACACAAUAGGCAAAAAUAUUUAGAAAUUAUUUUUGAGAGUUAAAGUCUUUAAAUGAAUAAUUCAAAAUUCUGUGCAAGAAAUUGCUCAAUUAGUGAUCUCAAGAGUAUUGCAAAUUCAGAAAUUGUGACCUUUAUCUCGUAGUUAGGAUUGUGGAACUUAUAUGUAGUGAACAUAUUUGUUACGCACAUGAAUGUAGCUGACAAGUUAUUAUAGUAGAAUUACUAGUGGCAUUGAAUAAAUCGUACAGUCAAAUUCAUUCCAUGAUGCAUGUAAUUCAUAUAGAAUUCCUCAUGAAAAUGUAUGAAAUGAAUGCUUGUAAGCCCAUGUUGUGCAUGGUGUUUGAUUUUUUAUUGCUGUUAUAGACCAGUGAUUUUUUAGUCAGGGGAAUUUCCUACAUCUUGUGAUAACCAUUGUGAUCCUGUAACACACGUAUAUGUGGAGUGUGGAGUUUCGUUGUCCAUGCUUGCGGUGAUAUCAAUGUUGUAAUGAUGAGAACGUAUCAUUGUAACAAUUAUUGGUCCAAGACAGACAGAACUUAGGUCAGGGACUGACACAUUUAGGGCUGUGUUGUACUAAUUAAGUGUGGAUUAACUAAUCGUGAAAAUGAUUUUACGUUUUUUGAAAUAUGAAUGGUCUGUAGACAGGAGGGGAAAAAACUUGGUGUAUUGUGAGAAUCUCAGAACUUCUAUGCAGCAGUUUGCUUUGUGCUGUGUCGUUUAUAACAUUAUGAUAAAUGAUAAAACUAACAUUUUCUGUCAAGGAUGUACCAGAACACGUCUUUCAAGCAUUGGCUUUCUUUGUUAGCUGUAAAACACGGUUAUAGUGAAUUCACACAUACAGUAAAACACGGUUAUAAUAUGAAUUCACAGGUACAGUAUAACAUGGUACCGUUAUCAUAAAUUCACACGUACAGUAAAUCACCGUUAUCGUGAAUUUACACUUUCAGUAAAACACCCCGUUACAGUGAAUUCACACGAACAGUAAAUCACGGUUAUAGUGAAUUUACACUUACAGUAAAACACCGUUAUAAUGAAUUCACACGUACAGUAAAACAUGGUUAUAGUGAAUUCAUUCACGCAGUAAAACAUGGUUAUAGUGAAUUCACACUUACAGUAAAACACAGUUACAGCACACACACUUAUAAUGAUUUCACUUGCAGUAAAACAUAGUUACAGUAAAACACGGUUAUAUUAAAUGAAUGCAGGAAUACAACAAAGUGAUUUUCAUUCCCUGUAGUUUUAAAACCCAUUAUGGACUUAUUUGAUAAAACAAAUUACAGUUAUAGUGAAUCAAAAUUGAGUGUCCCUAGCACUUCACUAUAGGCAUAUUUUACUGGGUUUUUUUGUUUUUUGUUUCUGUUUUUGUGAAAUGAUGAAUAACAUGAUAGCCAAUUUCUUUUUUUUGUUUGAAAACUGAGUUAUACUGGUAAAAAAAAAAACGAGCUGAAUUGUAAUCUGUGUCAAACAUGAUGAAUAUAUGUAGCUCCAAAAGUUUUAUGUACUACGUAGUAGAUUCCGUGUGAUUUUGUUGUUUAUGUGUGGAAACAGUUACUUUUCUUUGGUCGUAAAUCCUCAUUUUUCUGUAUCACGCCAGUGUUGACCAAUCUUGCGUAUUCAAUUUAAAAUAGAAGUUUUCUUUAAAGUGUUACUUGUAUUCAUCUUCACAAGAAAUCUUUAAUCAGAUAAUCAGAUUUGUGUUUUAAUUAACAUGUCUGGGUCGGGGUUUUUCUUUUACUUUUUUUUUUGUUUGAUACACAAAUAAUUGGGUCCACAGAUGUGCAGAUUCAUUGUUCUUUGUGUGAAUUUGGAGGAAGUCAUUUCCAAUUUUUUUUUUUCGUCAUGAAAUUUUUGUAAAUUACGUACAAUGUACUAUGUAUCAUGGCCAUCCCCCUUUUUAACCAGAAAAUUUUGUGUUGUGAUAAUUUUACUGUCUGUAUGUUUGUUUAAUGGGGAACAUUGACUGGAGGACUAGGAUUGAAUCCGAGGGGAGGGUAGAACAUGGUUUUAUGCUCCAGCUGAUUUAAAAAAACUUCUCGGUUACUGUCACUUAAGUUUACGAAUUCAAAUAUCCAUUUUUCCAAACCAAAAGAAUUCAUGGAACAUAGAUCCUAAAAUUCUAGUAAAUAUGAUUGAUGUAUUAAAUACAGCAAAGAUUAUACAGUAUAUGAGAAAGUCCUUUUCAAUUUUCAUUUAAUAAAUAUAUGUACAUGUUUUUAUAGAGGAAAUAUUACCAAAAUUAUAUUUUCAUAUGUUGUUCUGAAAAUAGAUUUUUUCAUUUUAGCGCUAACAGCAGACAGAAAUCGACAUCAAUUUGAAUUUAAGUAACAGAUACACAUUGAAGACAUUUUUAGGGAGAAAAUAUUUUUCUAAAAAGUGUAUACCACAGAUGUAUUUACUUCAUUCUCAACUUGGCAGAAGUUCCUACAAUUUUAAUUCCUUCAUUGAAAAGUCUAUGCUUUCAGAUUAAUAAAAAAAAAUCCCUUGGGAAAAGCUCAGCUUGAUCAUAUACUGUACUCAUUCUGAAUUGGUAAACUUAAGUGAGAGCUGGGCGUUUAGUUUUUAUGAGUGCCAAAUUUUUAUGUACAUAUGUACAUCAUAGAAAUUUUAAGAGAUAUGUUCAUGUAAUAUAUACCAUUGUAAUUUAGUUUGUGGAUUUCCCCCUCUGAAUUGUACUUAAAAUGUCCAUGUUUUCAAAAGCAGCAUUUCUUUUACACUUUUCCAACACCUUCAGACCAGUUCUGCUUCUUUUCAAGUUUUAAAAAGCUGAGGUUUUGGAAGUAAAUUCUGAUCAUAUAUUUCUGGCAAAUGUUGCAAUCAAAACUUGCUGGUGUCAGUUUUUCUGCUGUGAAUUGUGGGAUGGUAUGCACUAUUGUGACCUUCCCGUACAGUAAAGGUGCUAAUACACACAGAAGGGGCUUGUUUUGUUUUUCUUUCCAAUUGAUGACUAUUCAUCAUACUAGAAAAUUAAAUGUCUACUGGACUCUGUUAUAGAUAUAAAAACAAUAAAAGAAUUGGAAUAAAA
Messenger RNA from Ostrea edulis (European flat oyster), 6286 nucleotides. RefSeq names its product trafficking kinesin-binding protein 1-like. The coding region runs from base 1 to 2757 and encodes 918 amino acids. The record is from RefSeq and is a predicted model, not a curated record. The transcript is spliced from 18 exons. NCBI's taxonomy places the organism in Eukaryota, Metazoa, Mollusca, Bivalvia, Ostreida, Ostreidae.